UAUCUAUAUAAGUGAGGAACAGCGAGCUGUUAUCUAAGCUGUAUAUCUGUUCCCUGUUCCUUUUCGACUGUGACCGGUAACGGCCUUAUUCCGAAUUCAAGCUUAGGAGCUAACUUCAGAGCGUUAGGUCGAAAAAAAUGCGCUACCGGAGCCUGUCCACAAUACGUUCUGUUCCAUGUUCUGUUCUUGUUCUUGUUCUGUUCUGUGUGCUAACGUUCCAGAAUCAGGGUCGGCUAUCUACAUCUUACAUAUCGUAUUUCGUGAUUGUAUUCAUUGUAAACAUUUAUACUUGGUUAUGUACGUGCUCCAAAAUAUCCAAAAUGAAAAGUCGAAAACUUUUAUUAUCAAUGAGCUUGAUUUAUAGUACUACAAUAUUGUCAAUGUUACUCAAGAAAAUUGAAAAGAAACGUAUAAGAAGAUAUUGGACAAAAACAUAUUUGCAUCCUCUCAUGGGGGAUGAAUAUGGAGCAUUUUCUCAGUUAUUUAUUUAUUUUGCAUUGAAUGACUACGAAAAGUUAUUCAGAUUUGUUAGAAUGUCUUUUGACAAUUUCAUAACAUUGUAUCAUUUGGUAGGUGCUAAAUUAGUGAAAUUGAGUCGAAGAAAGCCACUGAUUGCAGAUUUUCGUCUUGCUGUAGUAUUACAUUACCUUGCUCAUGGUGGAUGUGUCAAUAAUGAAGCAUGGCUUUUCCGCUUGGGGAGAUCCACUGCAUAUCAAUUAAUUGCAGAAGUAUGCGAAAUAUUGAGUGUAGCAUUAGUAAAAAAAUAUGUUCAAUUUCCGAAUAAACAGCAGUGGUUACAAAUUGCUAAAGGAUACCAAAGAUUAUGGAAUUUUCCUAAUUGUAUCGGAGCACUAUAUGGUAAACAUGUAGAAACUGAAAAACCAGCACACGCAGGAGCAGCAUUCAAAAACUACAAGAAGUUUCAUAGUUUAUUGCUAAUCGCAACGUGUGACCAUCUCAAAAGAUUUACUUGGUUCUCUUUUGGAGACUAUGGGUCUUUUAGUGAUCCCAGUAGCUUUGGAACCACAGAUUUAUCAAUGAAACUACAAAAUCAAACAGCCAACAUACCGCCUCCAAGAGUGCUACCAAACAGUAACAUUCAGACAACUUUUGUUUUUGUCGCAGACGAAAUUUUUGGAAUUCGAAACAAAGGAAGAAAAAAUUUAUAAUUAUAGGUUAUCGAGAGCAUGACUAAUUAUUAAAUGCUGUUUUGGUAUAUUAGAAGAAAAGUGGGCAAUUUUUCAAAAACCAAUAUAUUUUGAUACAAGAACUACUGAAAAAAUUGUAUGUGCCGCCAUAGGACUACAUAAUUUUCUUUUAUGUGAAAAUAAUAUUGAAGAAGAAUAGUCUAUUGAAGAACAUUAUAAUUACACUCAGGAAGUAAGAAAUGCCACGUCUCCAACCAUUAUAAGAAAUCGCUUCAAAACGUAUUUUUCUUCUCCAGAAGGUGCAGUGGAAUGUCAGGAAAAAUAUAUAUAGCUUUUCAACGGAUUGCAAGAUUUACUCAAAAUAUUUAUUUUUUAUACUUAUAUUUUCUAUAAAAAUAUGUAAACAAAUUUUAAUUAGUACUCUAUUAAAGAAUUUCUAACACAUA
This is a messenger RNA of Nasonia vitripennis (jewel wasp), 1594 nucleotides long. RefSeq lists its product as uncharacterized. Lineage: Eukaryota; Metazoa; Arthropoda; Insecta; Hymenoptera; Pteromalidae. Bases 138 to 1169 code for a protein of 343 amino acids. The record is from RefSeq and is a predicted model, not a curated record. The transcript is spliced from 3 exons.